GAUAAUCAUCCGACUCGAAAACUCGUUAUCAGUGCUCCUCGGGCGUACUUUUAGCCGGUAGGAUUUGGGCACAACCGUGAUUGACAGAGUUGAGUCACCGCAGUAAACAGUUUGCGGGUUGGGGCUUGUCGCUCAUUACAAUUGGGUGCAUUUGAGUAUCUGGGGUUCUCAGUUACCAAAUCCUUUGCACAAUCAACUGCCAAAAUGUGUUAGAGUCAACGCGCCUCAGGCAUGAACACACUACUUCAGAGACUCGUGAGAUAUUUGCGUUGGAUAUAAAGUUUUACAGAUUGAGCAUUGACUUGUUUCUCUUUGAGGGAGAACAUCUGUCAGAAGUUUGGACGCUUUUUAAGUUGGAAAGUUUUACAGAUUGAGCAUUGACUUGUUUCUCUUUGAGGGAGAACAUCUGUCAGAAGUUUGGACGCUAUUUAAGUUGGAAAGGAACCCGAUCUUUUCCCUUUGGAUUGCCUUCUUAGCAGAUACUCAAGGAAAAAGCUUAUAUCAGCUGCAACCACCAAGUCAACAAUAUGUCUGCCGCUUCAGAUUAUCCGGAGAUCGUGCCGAAGAUUGCAUCUGAGGCUAAAGGAACAGACUUUUGUGGUGAUAAAAACAGCUGCUAUAUUAUCCGAUCUGAUGUGGGUGUCUACAUGAGGUGCAAAGAUAUUCACGCUGGUCAAGAUAUCAAGAUUCACCGUCUAAGUGAGGCCUGUAGAUGGGGCGAUCACUACUUGGCCACUGACUCUCAUUUCUACAUCAUUAAGGGAGAUGAGUAUCGCAGAGUCACCGACCUGAGUAAAGACGAGGACGCUGUGGUUUACUCUCUUCAUCGCAACUGUCGCGGAGGAAGCGGCUACUACUCUGCCUUUGGUUAUUGGUACAUCGUGUUUGCCAACAGAGGCACCUACAGACGAGUGAGUAACAUGAACAAAGACGAAGACGCCGUUGAGUAUAAAAUCCAUCAAGCGUUCCAAGAUGGCAUCUAUUUCUGGGGUAACAAUAAUUACGUCUACUGUCUGAAGCAGGCUGGAGAAAGGGGUGUCACUUAUCACAGAAGCACCAACAUGAACUUGAACAAAUAUUGCGGCGACUUCAGCGUUCACAAGUUAGUGCUCAAGUUUAUCCCUGGUGGUAUAGCGCACACCCAUGGAAAAGUGUUCGGGUAUUGGAAAGAUGUAAAAUGUCUUCAAAACGACUCCGACACUGCCAUUGAAUGGGGAAAACCCAUCAAGAAAACCGUUGGAUUUGACAGGAGCACAAUGUCCUCCAUAGAGUUGGAAUGGUCCAUCGAGAUGGGAAUAAGCGAAGAAGUAGGAAUCAAAGCCCAAGUUUCAGAAUUGAUUGAAGCCCUCUGUAAAGUUCAGUAUAGCCUCAAAGAGAGGUUUGGGGGAAAGUUGGUCAACACAGAGCAGUUCGAGUGGAGUGACACCACUGAAGAAGACGAAAACGUUAAGCUGAAAAUUCCACCGAACACCAAGCUGUACGUUUGGCAGUUUCAAAUGGGCUUUGGAAAGAAGGAGAACCUCUUCAGCUAUGACACUGCGAUCACAUACGGUAAAACACCACCUGAGGAAACAUUAGAGUAUUUCAUGCAUUAACCGUCAUCCUGAGUCGGGCUGAAUCGGCGCCUGUUUAAAAGUGUGACACAAACGAACCUUAGUAAGAACUGUGAGUGCUUAAGUUUUCUCUGAAUAGACAUAAGUGUGUUAUGAAAUUUCUUAUCUUUUUCAUUUAAUCGUUGAGCAGUAGACAAUAAGUUUUUUGAGAAUCAAUUAAUAUACUGCAUUAAGUACAACAAAAGCAAACAUUUUUCUGUUCACUAAAGUCGAUCAAUUUUUUCGGUCUCUGAAUGUGUCAUUAACGCCUUAAUCAUUAUAUGCUGUGCUAGUUUGAGAAGCAACAAACCCCAUUUCAAGUAUGAGACAAGUCAAUUUUAGUCUUUUAACUAAUGUCGAUCAAUUUUCAGUAUAUUCUAGUGAACUAAUGAGAGGUAACCACGGAAAUUAAAAAAAAUAUAUAUGCACUUAUGUUCACUUUAACAUAUAACACAUUAACUUAUGUUCGCGUUUCAACAGACAUGAGUGUGUUUUCCUAAGGGUGUUUUUAUGGUCAUUUACUCCUAGAAUAAUAUAUACCGCGCGUACAUGUUCAAAAGGUUACCAUUACUGCUGUGAAGCGUAAGACAAGUGAACUUUUGUUGAAACCCGAACAUAAGUUAAUGUGUUGUAUGUUAAAUUGAACAUAAGUGCAUAUAUUUUUGAAUUUCGUGGUUACCCUCCAUUAGUCCACUAGAGUAUCCUACACCUGUUUAAAAAGAUAUUAAAGUGCAGUUAAGUGUGAGACAUGCAAUUGUUCCAAGGUCAGAAUUGUUACUAAUCGAUUUUACUUUGAGUGAAUAUGAGUGUGUUUUGAGUGGCACUAUGAUACUAUUAGGGAAAAAAUGUUGAACUGGCAAUAUAAAAAUGCUCUAACUAGGAAAAAAAUCACGCGGAUGUAUGCUUUCGUAACUCUAACUGAUUGUAACAAACCCCGAGGACUGAUUAAAACUGUAACACAAACUAAAAGUUUUGAUGACUGAAGUGUUUCUGAGCGAGAUUGAAAAUAUCCAGUGUGGAAAAAUGUGAGCGCAAAACCUCUGUUGCUCCCUACAAAGCGUUGGUUCGUGUUCGUGGAAUACUUCAAUUAUUUCCUUGUUGAUAAUUAAAAGAAAAAUGUUUGACAUUC
This is a messenger RNA of Pocillopora verrucosa, 2721 nucleotides long. RefSeq lists its product as uncharacterized. The record is from RefSeq and is a predicted model, not a curated record. NCBI's taxonomy places the organism in Eukaryota, Metazoa, Cnidaria, Anthozoa, Scleractinia, Pocilloporidae.